This is a messenger RNA of Nannospalax galili (Upper Galilee mountains blind mole rat), 3421 nucleotides long. It is a transcript of the gene Aars2, whose product is annotated as alanyl-tRNA synthetase 2, mitochondrial. Gene Ontology annotation, cellular component: cytoplasm; mitochondrion. The record is from RefSeq and is a predicted model, not a curated record. Gene Ontology annotation, biological process: alanyl-tRNA aminoacylation; tRNA modification. Gene Ontology annotation, molecular function: nucleic acid binding; aminoacyl-tRNA deacylase activity; alanine-tRNA ligase activity. The transcript is spliced from 22 exons. Lineage: Eukaryota; Metazoa; Chordata; Mammalia; Rodentia; Spalacidae. Bases 223 to 3180 code for a protein of 985 amino acids.
UUUAUGAAUAUCUGUUUAAUGCUAGAUGAAUUAAGGGCAUACUAUGUGCAAAGUGAUGUGUUAAGCCAUCUGCUGGCGGCGUCCCCUUCUUUCCCAAUCACUUGUCUACUCGGAAACAAAAGCUGCUCUUAAGUCUUCCAGCAGCCAGGGAUCGCUGUAGGAAACACGGCUUCUGUUCACACGUCACUCUUGGACCCGGUGAAGCUGCUGCCCGGAGCUAAGAUGGCGGCGGCGGUGGCUGCUGCGGCCGGGUGCUUGCAGCGGGCCAUUAAAAGGUCGUGCCCAUGGCAAGGCCCCAGCCGUCAGCCGUUCUCAACCGAGUCCCCUCCACUCCAUGGAUCGGCCGUGCGGGACGCCUUCCUGAGCUUCUUCCGGGACCGCCAUGGCCACCGCCUGGUGCCCUCCGCUUCCGUGAGGCCCCGCGGCGACCCCAGCCUCCUUUUCGUCAAUGCGGGCAUGAACCAGUUCAAGCCCAUCUUCCUGGGCACGGUGGAUCCACGAAGUGAGAUGGCAGGCUUCCGACGUGUAGCUAACAGCCAGAAGUGUGUGAGGGCUGGAGGACGCCACAAUGACCUGGAGGAUGUAGGCCGAGAUCUCUCCCAUCAUACCUUCUUUGAGAUGCUUGGCAAUUGGGCUUUUGGGGAUGAAUAUUUUAAGGAAGAAGCUUGUGGCAUGGCCUGGGAACUGCUGACUCAAGUCUAUGGGAUCCCCAAGGACAGAUUAUGGGUCUCCUACUUUGGUGGUGAUUCCAAAGCAGGCCUGGACCCAGACCUGGAGAGCAGAGACAUCUGGCUUAGCUUAGGGGUUCCUGCCAGCCGGGUACUUUCCUUCGGAUCACAAGAGAACUUCUGGGAGAUGGGUGACACCGGACCUUGUGGACCCUGUACUGAGAUCCACUAUGACCUGGCUGGUGGGAUGGGAGCCCCCCAACUGGUGGAGCUUUGGAAUCUAGUCUUCAUGCAACACAACAGGGAGGCAGAUGGAAGCCUGCAGCCUCUGCCCCAGCGGCAUGUAGACACAGGAAUGGGCCUGGAAAGGCUGGUAGCUGUACUGCAGGGCAGACGGUCCACCUACGACACUGACCUCUUCUCGCCACUACUCAACGCCAUACACAAGGGAUGUGGAGUACCCCCUUACUCUGGCCGGAUAGGAGCUGCAGAUGAGGGACACAUAGACACAGCAUACCGCGUAGUAGCUGACCACAUCCGCACGCUCAGUGUCUGCAUCGCUGAUGGUGUCACCCCUGGAAUGUCAGGUGCCCCGCUGGUUCUUCGUCGAAUUCUCCGUCGAGCUGUGCGCUUCUCCACCGAGAUCCUGCAGGCGCCCCCUGGCUUUCUAGGCAGCCUGGUGCCGGUGGUGGUGGAGAUGCUGGGAGCCACCUAUCCAGAACUGCAGAAGAACUCAUCCCAGAUAGCCAGUCUGGUGUCAGAGGACGAGGCAGCCUUCCUAGCAUCCCUGCAGCGGGGCCGGCGGAUCAUCGAUCGCACCCUGAGGCACCUGGGGCCUUCUGAUUUGUUCCCUGCUGAAGUGGCCUGGACGUUGUCACUAUCUGGAAACCUGGGGCUUCCUCUGGACCUGGUAGAGCUAAUGCUGGAGGAGAAGGGGGUGAAGUUGGACUCUGCAGGACUGGAACGACUAGCCCAGGAGGAGGCUCAGCACCGGGCCCAGCAGGCUGAGCCAGUUCAGGAGGAGCGACUGCGCCUUGAUGUCCACGCACUGGGGGAGCUGCAGCGCCGAGGGGUGCCCCCCACUGAUGAUAGCCCCAAGUACAACUACUCUCUGCAACCCAAUGGGGAUUAUGAGUUCAGCCUCUGUGAGGCCCAGGUACUGCAGCUGUAUUCAGAGAAUGGGACAGCCAUAGCCUCCGUGGGGGCAGGCCAGCGCUGUGGCCUCCUCUUGGACAGGACCAACUUCUAUGCUGAACAGGGUGGUCAGGCUUCAGACCGUGGCUACCUGAUACGGGCAGGGCAGCAGGAUGUGCUGUUCCCCGUGGCCCAGGCCCAGGUCUGUGGGGGCUUCAUUCUGCAUGAGGUGGUGGCCCCUGAGUGCCUACAGGUGGGAGACCAGGUGCAACUGUAUGUGGAUAAGGCCUGGCGACUGGGCUGUAUGGAGAAGCAUACAGCCACCCACCUGCUAAACUGGGCACUACGGCAGACCCUGGGACCCACCACAGAGCAGCGAGGCGCCCAUCUUAAUCCAGAGCGGCUGCGCUUUGAUGUGGCCACCCAGACCCCACUGACCACAGAGCAGCUCCAGGCAGUAGAGAGCACUGUGCAGGAGGCUGUGGGGCAGGAUAAAGCUGUGUACAUGGAGGAGGUACCCCUGGCACACACUGCACAUAUCCCUGGCCUGCGCUCACUGGAAGAGGUGUACCCAGACCCCGUGCGGGUGGUGUCGGUGGGGGUGCCUGUGGCCCAUGCACUGGCAGCAGCCUCCCAGGCUGCACUGCAGACCUCAGUGGAGCUUUGCUGUGGGACGCACCUGCUACGCACAGGAGCUGUGGGGGACCUGGUGAUCAUCGGGGAGCGCCAGUUGGUCAAGGGCACCACCCGUCUGCUGGCCAUCACUGGGGAGCGGGCCCAACAGGCCCGAGAGGUAGGCCAGAGCCUGGUUCAGGAGGUGGAAGCGGCCAAGGAGCGGCUGAGUCGGGGCAGCCAGGACCUAGUGGCGGCUCACCGGCUAUCCAAGGACAUAGGACGCCUCACUGAGGUCAUAGAUACCACCGUGAUGCCACAGUGGCAGAGGCGGGAGCUGCAAACCACACUAAAGACACUGCAGCGCCGAGCCAACACUGCCAUCCGGAAGAUGGAGAAGGGCCAGGCUGCAGAGAAAUCCCAGGAGCUGCUGAAGCGGCACUCGAAGGGGCCUCUGAUAGUGGACACUGUCUCUGCCGAGUCCCUCUCAGUGCUGGUAAAGGUCGUCCGACAGCUGUGUGAGCAGGCCCCCAGCAUAUCCGUGCUCCUGCUCAGCCCCCAGCCCACAGGCAGUGUCCUGUGUGCCUGCCAGGUUGCCCAGGGUGCCACGCCCACCUUCACAGCAAAGGCUUGGGCACUGGCUGUGUGCAGCCACAUGGGGGGCAAGGCCUGGGGUACUCAAGUGGUGGCUCAGGGCACCGGAAACACUGCUGACCUGGAAGCUGCCCUCAGGACAGCCCGCACUUAUGCCCUCAGCCAGCUCUGACUAGGCCCACCCAGGACCCAAGUGAACAAGAGGCAAGCACCUGGAGCCACAGAGCCUUCCUGGAGGCUGAAGCAAUGAACCAGAGGCUGGAGUGGCUGAGCCAAAGAUGGCCACCUGGGCCAUGUGACGCAAGGAGACUAGGAGAAGCAGAAGUGGACUGAGAUGCACCAACCCCAACAAAUGUGAAGACUUGGCUGUUGAUGCAGUGAUCACUCAUUAAAACUGUGUCAUAGGAUUGGGA